Ricinus communis (castor bean) is the source of this 1582-nucleotide messenger RNA. Its product is annotated as serine/threonine-protein phosphatase PP-X isozyme 2. Gene Ontology annotation, biological process: peptidyl-serine dephosphorylation; double-strand break repair via homologous recombination. Lineage: Eukaryota; Viridiplantae; Streptophyta; Magnoliopsida; Malpighiales; Euphorbiaceae. Gene Ontology annotation, cellular component: nucleus; cytoplasm. The record is from RefSeq and is a predicted model, not a curated record. Bases 180 to 1097 code for a protein of 305 amino acids. Gene Ontology annotation, molecular function: protein serine/threonine phosphatase activity. The transcript is spliced from 8 exons.
GCAAAAACCUUAAUGCCAAAAAAAGGAAAGUGUGCACUGUAAUAUAAUACAGUAGCAGAUUGAGAGACACUAGAGAUUCACAGAGAGAGAGAGAGAGUCCAAAUUCCAAAUUCCCAAUUUUGUUGUUUAAUUUUAGGGUUUUGGAGAGUGAGAGAGAGAGCAUAAAACAGAGAGAGGAAAUGUCAGACCUAGAUAGGCAAAUAGAACAGCUAAAGAAAUGCGAGCCAUUAAAAGAAUCAGAAGUGAAAGCUCUUUGUCUUAAAGCUAUGGAAAUACUUGUCGAAGAAAGCAACGUUCAACGUGUCGAUGCUCCUGUCACAAUAUGUGGAGACAUUCAUGGGCAGUUCUAUGAUAUGAAAGAGCUUUUCAAGGUUGGAGGGGAUUGUCCAAAGACUAAUUAUUUGUUUCUUGGAGAUUUUGUUGACAGAGGAUUUUAUUCUGUUGAGACAUUUCUGCUUCUCCUAGCCCUAAAGGUGAGGUAUCCAGAUAGGAUAACUCUCAUUAGAGGGAACCAUGAGAGCCGUCAGAUAACACAGGUGUAUGGAUUUUACGAUGAAUGCCUACGUAAAUAUGGCUCUGUGAAUGUUUGGAGAUACUGCACAGAUAUUUUUGAUUACUUAAGUUUAUCAGCUCUCAUUGAGAACCGGAUUUUCAGUGUUCAUGGUGGUCUCUCUCCUGCCAUAUCAACAUUGGAUCAGAUCCGAACAAUUGAUAGAAAGCAAGAGGUACCUCAUGAUGGUGCCAUGUGUGACCUUCUCUGGUCUGAUCCUGAAGAUAUUGUAGAGGGUUGGGGCUUGAGUCCACGUGGUGCUGGUUUUCUAUUUGGUGGCAGUGUGGUCACUUCUUUUAACCACUCAAACAAUAUUGAUUAUAUAUGUCGUGCUCAUCAGUUGGUAAUGGAAGGAUACAAAUGGAUGUUCAAUAACCAAAUAGUGACUGUUUGGUCGGCUCCAAACUACUGUUAUAGAUGUGGUAAUGUGGCUGCAAUUCUGGAGUUGGACGAGAACUUGAAUAAGAAGUUUCGUGAUUUUGACGCAGCUCCACAGGAAUCAAGAGGAGCGCCAGCAAAAAAAGCUGCACCUGAUUACUUCUUAUGAUACAAUUGGCUAAGCCUAGUAUCACUAUAAAUUGAAUUGAUGAAGAAGAACUUCAGUUGGAUUAUGAAGAAAAUCUGGAGUAACAUCAGAACUAUUGGAGUGGUUACCCAGUGAUCAAGUUCUUGAAAUGACCGGGAGACCUUACUUUAUGGUUUUUAAUCCAUUCGGUUUAUUGAGGGUGUGCUCUUUUAUAUUCCCACUUCCACCACCAUUGUUGUUACAUGUCUGUGUAAUAUUAUUAUUAUUCUUGUAUAUCAUGCAAUGUGCGAGUGAAUCAUAUAGGACACCCACCUUUCAUCAACAUGGGUAGAGAUAAAGGGGUCUUGUAACAGGAAUUCGAUUUGCUUUCAUUUCAUUGAGGAAAUUACUAGAUUAGGUUUUUAGGAGCAAACAUUGAAAGGAUAAACAGAAGAAGUGUAAGUUGUCAUAUUUGUUAUGCUUUGUCCUUUUGGACAAUAAAAAAUAUUUAUGAUCGUCUUCUUUCA